Drosophila busckii is the source of this 3422-nucleotide messenger RNA. Its product is annotated as membralin. The record is from RefSeq and is a predicted model, not a curated record. Gene Ontology annotation, cellular component: endoplasmic reticulum. The coding region runs from base 262 to 2988 and encodes 908 amino acids. The transcript is spliced from 12 exons. Gene Ontology annotation, biological process: response to endoplasmic reticulum stress; positive regulation of ERAD pathway. NCBI's taxonomy places the organism in Eukaryota, Metazoa, Arthropoda, Insecta, Diptera, Drosophilidae.
CAGUUAGACACUAUCGCACAUCAGCAGUGACAAGUUGCUGCAAAAAAAAAAAAACAAACAACUCACAAAAAUGAAUUAGCAUGCUAAGCAAUCAAAGUGCAGUGUAGUUGUCACUGCCCACAACGAAAACGUAAAAAGACAGCUAACGUUAUCACUGCAAGCAGUCAAAACUUAAAAGGCGAAAAAAUAGCUUUUGGACACGGAAGUGUUUCUUGAAACUUGAUUAAACCACCUUGGGAGCCAGCGAAUUGAGUUUGAGCCAUGGCCGCUGCUGGAGGCUUACCCGAAAAUGCGGCAGAAAUAGCCGUGGCAAAUGCCAUCAAUAACAUUAACGAGCGACAGAUUUUGAGGCCCCCAAAUGGUGGUAACCAGAACAACAUGAUGAAUAUGAGGGAUCGUCUGUUUCAUGCCAUAUACUUUCGUGUAGCGGCCACCUAUGCGGAACUGGUGCCACGCAAGGUGCAAUUGGCCAUAGAGUAUUUGUUGCUGCUUAAGGCUUUGAUCUUCUUUUUUACGCUGGUCUACGUACACUCGGCGUUUAUAAAGAAUCCCUGCACUUGCCUACAGGAUGUGCAAGGCUGGCCACGCGAAGGCGUCAUACGCGUCGAAAUUAUACCUCAUCUAGCUGAAAAGCGAAUAAUAUGGCAACGCAUUAAAACGGAUAAGCAACUGGUGCAAUCACUUAAGCAUACUUAUUACUACGGCGUGGGACCGCAAACGCUUGAUAAUCACAAUAAUCUCAAGCGCUACGAGGCAAUGUUACGUCGACUAAGUCUGCCUGUACGUCCCAACUUUGCUUAUGGCAAUGAAUCGCUUUAUUAUUACUUUGAUGCUAUCAAUAUACUAGAUAACUACGAUCAUCCCACCUCUAUACCAUUGAAAAGUGAUGAUGAAGAUGAUGAGCAAUAUAUUGUGGAAUAUUCUUUGGAGUACGGACAUUUGCGGCUAUCGACGGCAACAAGAAAACGUUUGCAUAUACCCGUGCUAACAGUGCAAUUGGAUCCAAAUACAAAUCCAUGCUUUGGCGAUAAAUUAACACGCUAUUUGCUUAAACAUUUGAUAGGGUACGAUGACUUGUUAAUGGCCUCGGUGCGCAUUAUAGCUGAGAAGGAAGAAAACAAGGGCUAUCUGCGCAAUGUAAUCACCGGCGAGCAUUAUCGCUUUGUCUCCAUAUGGUGGGCUGCCUGGAGCAGCUACCCCGCUGCCUUUUGUGUGAUGGUGCUGUUUACAUUUUCGGUAUCCAUGCUAUUGCGUUACUCGCAUCAUCAUAUAUUUGUCUUCAUAGUGGAUGUGCUGCAAAUGUUGGAGUAUAAUGUCUCUGCGCGUUUUCCUAUUGCACCGCUCUUGACCGUCAUACUGGCAUUAGUGGGCAUGGAAGCGAUUAUGUCCGAGUUCUUUAAUGAUACUACAACAGCUUUCUACAUCAUACUGAUUGUCUGGAUUGCUGAUCAAUUUGAUGCCAUUUGCUGUCAUACCAGCAUUACCAAGCGCCAUUGGCUCAGAUUCUUCUAUUUGUACCACUUUGCGUUCUACGCGUAUCAUUACCGCUUCAGUGGACAAUACAGAACUCUGGCGCUGCUCUCGUCGUUCCUCUUCAUUCAGCACUCCAUGGUGUACUUCUUCCAUCGCUACGAGCUGCCAGCCAUUAUGGCCCAGCGUCAGGCCUUCAUCAUUAUGCGUAAUCAGCCAAAUGUGAAUGCAGCAGCUGCUGCUGACGGUGCUGGAAACGGUGGAGCAGCUCCUGCCGCUGAUGCUGCUGCUGCUGCUGUUGGUGGAGGUGGUCAGCAGAUGCAACGUGCUCGGCAUAUUGUGGUGCGGAUCUUUCGCCAGUUGGCUGCACAGCGUCAAACGGCUGCAGCCAAUAAUGCUGCACUUAGAGCAGCAGCACAAGCCGCCGCGGCCGUCGCCGCCGCCAACAAUGCCACACCUGCCGCCGCUGGGCCCGUUAUUAACAACAACAAUAACAACUUUGCUUUGGUCAAUUGGAGACGCUUGCCUAUAGUUGGGCAAUUGCUGCAGCGAGGCGAGCAAUUCGAGACUGUGCGACGUGUGUUUCUUGGCCAGGGUCAUGGCCAUGGGCAAUUGAUGCAAGUGCGCUUGCAACGCAUUAAUGUCGCCGAUAUGCAGCGCCUGCGAACACGCGUUGCUGUUGCCACAGCAGCGGCCGCAGCAGCAGCGCGUGCUACACCAAAUACAGCUGCAACUCCAUCAGAUGUCGAAACAAAUCAUGGACAAGGACGCCAAGUGCCAGCUACAAUGGCAAAUAGCAUGAAUGAUGCAGAGGCAAGAGCGCAGGAUAUGGCAAUGGCAGCGGAAACAGCUCAGGGCAACCAACAGCAGCAGCAGCAGCAGCAGGAGGGGAAGCUGGAGUUAAACUUGGAGCAGCCAGUUGCGUCUAAGACGUUGGAAAAUCUAAAUUCCGCUGCAGCGGAUAUUAUAAAUAUGCCGGAUACAACAAAUAUAGGAAAAGCAGCAGCAGCAGCAGAGAACACAACAAAAACAACAACAACUUGUUUGGUUGAACCCCCGCAGCUGUCAAUGGCAAAGCAAUUAGCAAAUAAUUUGCCAGCUCAAACGCUCGAGCCACAGCAACAACAACAACAACAGCAGAAGAUGCCGGCAUCAGGUGCAAAGCAGAGCAAUCCAAUGCAGAGUGACCAGCAGUCAGCACCAGCAACAACAACAACUGCAGCAGCAGCAGCAGCCGCCGCCGCCGCCUCCACAUCAAAACAACUUCUAGCCGAGUCCAAGGCGCCAAGCAGCAGCAGCAGCAGCGACAGCAGCACAACGAUGGAUGGCAGGCAAACAGUUGAUUUUAUAGAAGGCGACAGCUUCACGUCAACGGCAAAUUACGUAGCCGACAAGGCUGGCUCCAGCCACAUGCAACAGUCAGACCAACUUCCACCCCAGCCCGAGCUAAUGAAAACACCAACACAUACAUCAAACCAAGUGACAACAGCAGCCGAAGCCACAACAGCCAGCAACUGAAUAAGAUGACGACAGGGCAAGGGGAUUGGAUGGAAGCCAAUGUUGUGGUAUAUGCUCUGCUGCGUUAUGAGCGUGUCUAUGUCUAUGUCUAUGUGUGUGUGUGUGUGUGUGUGCUGCAGCUUUCCCCCGCCCCCCACCCUCCACAAAAAAAAAACAAGAUGUUAUACAAGCAUAAAACAGCUAGUAAAUUUUAGAUAAUUUGUCUGGUGUACUUAUGUCUAGAUCAUGCACGCUGGCUGACUGUUGUAUAUGUAUGUGUGUGUGUAGUGAGUGUGUGUGUCUGACUGUGUGUGUGUGUGAGUGUGCGUGAACUAGACGCAUACAACUUUUGGGGUUUGCUGGCAAAACUGUGUUACUUAGUGAUGAUGUUUUUUCUAUUAUAAUAAUUAUUAUAAUUAUGUUUGUUUGUUUUGCGCUUUAGUUUAUGUUUAUAG